Pygoscelis adeliae (Adelie penguin) is the source of this 3173-nucleotide messenger RNA. It is a transcript of the gene GLCE, whose product is annotated as glucuronic acid epimerase. The transcript is spliced from 3 exons. Gene Ontology annotation, biological process: heparan sulfate proteoglycan biosynthetic process. Gene Ontology annotation, molecular function: heparosan-N-sulfate-glucuronate 5-epimerase activity. NCBI's taxonomy places the organism in Eukaryota, Metazoa, Chordata, Aves, Sphenisciformes, Spheniscidae. The coding region runs from base 1 to 1818 and encodes 605 amino acids. Gene Ontology annotation, cellular component: Golgi apparatus. The record is from RefSeq and is a predicted model, not a curated record.
AUGCGUUGCUUGGCAGCUCGGGUCAACUACAAGACUCUGAUCAUCAUCUGUGCCCUCUUCACCCUGGUGACGGUCCUGCUCUGGAACCGAUGCUCCUCCGACAGAGCCGGCCCCUUCCCCCGCAGCCUCGCCAGCCCCGAACGCCGAGCCGCCGCCGCCUCCGAGAGCGACUUGGCCCGGCAGCAGAGCGAGGAGGCAUCGCCCCAGGAGCAGCAGAAGGCUCCCCCCGUCGCGGGAGGCUUCAAUGGCAACAAAGCCCCGGGGCUGAAGUACGAGGAGAUUGACUGUCUGAUCAAUGAUGAGCACACCGUUAAAGGGAGGAGGGAAGGCAACGAGGUCUUCCUGCCGUUCAGCUGGGUAGAGAAAUACUUUGAGGUUUAUGGGAAAAUUGCUCAGUACGAUGGUUAUGACAGGUUUGAAUUCUCUCAUAGCUACUCCAAAGUAUACACACAGCGAGCACCUUACCACCCCGACGGGGUCUUCAUGUCCUUCGAGGGCUACAACGUAGAGGUUCGAGACAGAGUGAAGUGCAUAAGUGGUGUUGAAGGUGUGCCAUUGUCCACGCAGUGGGGACCUCAAGGCUAUUUCUACCCCAUCCAGAUUGCACAGUACGGCUUAAGUCACUACAGUAAAAACCUGACGGAGAAACCACCUCACAUCGAGGUGUACGAAACAGCCGAAGAGAAGGACAAAACCAGCAGGUCUGUGGACUGGACGGUGCCGAAAGGCUGUUCUCUGUCCACAGUAUCUGAUAAAGCCAAGUUCACUAGCGUCAAACAGUUUGUCGCUCCAGAAAAUACCGAGGGGGUAUCUCUGCAGCUUGGGAACACCCGAGAUUUUAUUAUUUCUUUUGAUCUCAAAUUUGUAACAAACGGGAGCGUUUCUGUGGUUCUUGAGACGACGGAGAAGAACCAGCUCUUCACCGUGCACUACGUCUCCAACACCCAGCUCAUUGCUUUUAAGGACCGAGACAUCUACUACGGCAUCGGUCCCAGGACUAGCUGGAGCACCCUCACCAGGGACCUGGUCACCGACCUGCGGAAGGGCGUUGGCCUCUCGAACACGAAAGCCGUGAAGCAGACCAAAAUCAUGCCCAAGAGAGUGGUGAGGCUGAUAGCGAAGGGUAGAGGCUUCCUCGAUAAUGUCACCAUCUCGGCCACCGCUCACAUGGCGGCUUUUUUUGCUGCCAGCAGCUGGCUGGUGAGGGACCAGGACGAGAGGGGCGGCUGGCCCAUCAUGGUGAUGAGGAAGCUGGGGGAGGGAUUUAAGUCCUUGGACCCAGGCUGGUACUCGGCCAUGGCGCAAGGACAGGCCAUCUCAACGCUGGUGCGGGCGUACCUGCUGACGAAGGACCACGUGUUCCUCAGCUCGGCUCUGCGGGCAACGGCGCCGUACAAGCUGCCGUCGGAGCAGCGCGGGGUGAAAGCCGUCUUCAUGAACCGGCACGACUGGUACGAGGAGUACCCGACCUCACCCAGCUCCUUCGUGCUCAACGGCUUCAUGUACUCCUUAAUCGGGCUGUAUGACUUAAAAGAAACGGCUGGGGAGAAGCUGGGGAAGGAGGCGCGGGUCCUCUACGAGCGGGGCAUGGAGUCCCUGAAGGCCAUGCUUCCCCUUUACGACACCGGCUCAGGGACCAUCUACGACCUUCGGCACUUCAUGCUCGGCACCGCUCCCAACCUGGCCCGAUGGGACUAUCACACCACCCACAUCAACCAGCUCCAGCUCCUCAGCACGAUAGACGAGUCCCCCAUCUUCAAAGAGUUCGUCAAGAGGUGGAAGAGCUAUCUGCGAGGCGGCCGGGCAAAGCACAACUAGAGCUUACAACCAAACCCCUCAGUCCUGCUGCCUCGCAGAGGUACAGUUUCAAAGGUUGCAUCCUAAAUUUUUUACAGACCGUUUCAAAGAAGUGAUCCUUAAAACUGAUCUCCUGAAAUCAUUGCAUUCCAGUGUGAAAAUAUUUGGGUCUGAUGGGUAGGAUUCGGGAACUUCACCUGUCCUUAGUGCUCCACAGCGAAACUAACUGCACAAAGCAAAACCCCUUUGUGCUCCUGAGUUUGGGGACGUUUUUGGUUUUUUUUCCUUUUUGUAGGAAAACAUUUGCAGAAGCCAUACAGGUCUCUCAAGUCCAGCACUUGCCUGAAAAGUUAGUCUGUGGCCUCUUUUAAAAUGGAGUUAUAUGUGUAUAUGUUGGAACAGCAUAACAGAUCAUGUGGUGUAAUGCCGUAAAUGUGUAUUUACUUGUAGCCUGGGUAGUGGACAGUGUAUCUUUUUAAAGGUUUAUUUUUUAAUAUGGGUUCUUUUCUUGGGAUGAAAAAUACACAAUGUUUUGGGGGGGGGUUCAAUUCUCCGUAUGGAGAUCCUUUAGCUGUAUGGUUUCUUUACAGACAUGUGGAUGGAAAACACGGAGACAGCGUGCAGGCUUCAAAGUCACGUCACGUAAGCACAACGCGGUGGGGCUCGCGGACCUCACAAAGCCUGCAACCGUGCCACCCCCCUUUUCUAAAGCCAAAUUUACCAUCGCCCGUCAGGUUUGCUGGUGUCAUCUCCUCCCUGGUAGCUGAAAUCUCUCGUCGUGGAGCCCGAUGUUUUGUACUGUAUUUUUUAAUUACAUCUGAGAGGUUUCUCUAAGCUUUGGCAACUUCAUUCUUUGGGAGACUUGAAUUCCUGAGUGUGACGUGGAGCUCAUUUUGAGUAGCGCACAGGAAAUUCAGUUGGAAUUAAUUAAGGUUUUCCUGUGGUGAUUUUAAUUUUUAACAUGCUUGAGUAUAUCAAGCAUGUUAAAAAUUAAAAUUACCCCAGAGGGCUUUCCAGCUCCACCUGUGCUUUAAUACCAAGUUUCACCUCUGCCUGUCUUACUCAUCGUGUACGGGGCCGUUACAUCUCCAGCACUGGCUUCUUGGGUGUGCUUUGUCUUCGUGGCUCUGCCAAGCGAGCGAGGUACUCGUGCAAUAACCGAACACACGCGUCCGAACCCAAACGCUUUCACUGUACUGCCGUAAUGCUGAAGAAACCAGGCAGUUUCUUUUUCCUAUUUAUCAAUCCUUUACACCCACCGUUAGCCUGCCUUCUCGGCGUGUGGCUUCCUGCUUGGUCCAGAGGAGUAAAACCGACCGACUGCAUCACUAGGUCAGGGGUGUUUAGUUUGGUAGCGCAGCAAAUACCGGGUUAUC